CAAAUGUCUGAAGUCUAGACCUUUUUCUGGAUCUGGGAAGUCUGAAUUGUUUGGAGUGAAGUGUGGGGCAAAAUCUGAGGUUUUGGGGAGUUGGGUUUAGCUCAGAGGACCGGUAGAUGUGAAGUCUUCUCCGUGAGUUUUGAUAGAUGGUGGUGGUUUCCAUUGACUUGGUAGUUUAGAGUGGAGGAGGUUUGCUAAAGCUAUGGGAUCUACCAACAUCAUGAAUUAUGAAGGAGACUUCAAUUUGGAAGAUAGGUUGUUGAUUGAUCCUAAGCUGCUCUUCGUUGGACCAAAGAUUGGUGAAGGUGCUCAUGCCAAAGUUUAUGAGGGAAAGUAUAAGAAUCAAACUGUCGCAAUUAAAGUAGUUCAUAGAGGGGAAACACCAGAGGAGAUUGCCAAGAGAGAAUCACGGUUUGCAAGAGAGAUUGCAAUGUUGUCCAGAGUGCAGCACAAGAACCUGGUCAAGUUCCUUGGUGCUUGCAAAGAACCAGUCAUGGUGAUAGUAACUGAGCUUCUGCUAGGUGGGACGCUACGAAAGUACUUGCUGAACAUGCGGCCAAGGUGCUUGGAGAAGCAUGUUGCAAUUGGUUUCGCUCUCGAUAUUGCUCGUGCGAUGGAGUGCUUACACUCCCAUGGGAUCAUCCACCGUGAUCUUAAACCCGGUAUGUUAAAAUCACUUGCUGGUUGUGGUGGUUUUCUCCUGUCCUUGAAUCUCUGUAGUUUGUCAACUAUCAGCUGUUCUGCUUGUGCGCAAAUGGUCCUCGAGUGAAAUAACUUAAAUAUGCCUCUCUCAGCUGGUUUUUAUAGCUCUGCCUGGCCCUUUUAGCUCUUCUCUACUGAAUAAUUUUGUGAGUUACUAUUGGAAAUGGCCUCAGCGUACAAGAUAUGGGCUAGGUAUUUCUGGUUUAGUCUACUAGUUCUGCCCAAGAAGGAAUUCCCUGGCUUUGAAUUUGAAGUCUUAGUACGUUGCUGCUUUUUCAUACUUGUUAGUUCUGAUCCCACAAUUCUUUCUGUAGACAACUUGCUGUUGACAGCAGACCACAGAACAGUAAAACUUGCAGAUUUUGGUUUAGCAAGAGAAGAGUCAUUAACCGAGAUGAUGACUGCCGAAACAGGAACAUAUAGAUGGAUGGCCCCUGAGCUUUACAGCACGGUAACAUUAAGGCAUGGUGAGAAAAAGCACUAUAAUCACAAGGUGGAUGCUUAUAGUUUUGCAAUCGUAUUGUGGGAGCUUGUCCAUAACAAGUUACCUUUCGAAGGCAUGUCCAAUCUACAGGCAGCUUAUGCUGCUGCUUUCAAGAACGUUAGACCCAGUGCCGACGACCUCCCCGAGGAGCUGGCCUUAAUAGUCACCUCAUGUUGGCAAGAGGAUGCAAAUGCCAGGCCAAACUUCUCCGAAAUCAUACAGAUGCUCCACCGAUACCUCACCACCGUAUCGCCAGCAGCACCUGUGAUCCCAGCUCGGAUGUAUUCAUCCGAGAACAAAGUCCUGGCCCCCGAUUCACCGGGCGAGAGCUCUCUAAUGGCUGCAAGAGAUGACCCAGGUGACACCCCCAAAACCCAGAAUGGAGAAGAAGAUGACAAGCCUAGUAGAGGCUUCUUCUUCUGCUGUUAAUGAUAUCGUGAAAUGAAAUCGCUCCAAAAAAGGCGCAACAUUUGAAGUCAUUUUGGAGUACAAAAAAAAAAAGGUUUACAUCUUUGAUGACAGGAUUAUAAACCCCAAAAACAAACUUAGUUGUAGCAGCAGCAAUGGAGAAAGGGAGCUCUGGAAUGGUAGUCAUGGUGGAGAUCCCACUUUUUCCUUAAAAGUGAAUAUUAGCAGUUCUUUUUUGUCUGUUCUUCUGACUCAGAAAUAUUUUAUAUCAUAACAUCCUCUCAUGUCUGUAAAAGUGAUGAAAGGAAGCAUAGUUUUGGGAUCAGGGAGGUGGAGGGGUUGCACUUUACUGGUGCCUGGUAGUGAUGGUGGUAGUGGGGAGAGUGAUGUAUGAUUAUUAUUAACUCAAUUA
Molecule: messenger RNA, 2006 nt
Organism: Linum tenue
Lineage: Eukaryota; Viridiplantae; Streptophyta; Magnoliopsida; Malpighiales; Linaceae
Source: the annotation of a GenBank genome assembly